CCUAGGACGUUGUCCGAGCACAGGAAGUAGAGCUAUCAGCUGAUCCCGCUGGCUGUUGUUGAUGUCUGAAGUUGCUGUUGUCGCUGCGUCUCUCUCGUCGGCCCCUCGACAUUAACGGACUCGGUGACAAGCUGAGGAACGGACACGGCAGCGGCCAUUUACCGGGCAAAGGGACGCGUCACGUCGCGUGGAGGUCUGAACGUGCGUCCCCGGCGGGCAGCAGCGGAGCUAGCUCCUGAGCUGAAGGGAGAAAAACAGCAGCGACAGCCCACGGCGUCUCUUUGUUUCAAUCCCAAGCAGGAUAAUAACUUUCUCUCGCUUCACUCAAGUAUUUCUGUUUGCAUUUCCGUUAUUUAUAUUUAUAGUUAUAAUUAAUAACCGGGACACCGUCAGGGGCAGCUAAUUGGUUUGCUAACGUUAGCUUGCAGUGCAGAUUUAAGACAUUUUUAGAUUUUUUUUCCCCCCUUUCGUAAUCGCCCGACAUUCACAGAUACGAAUCAUAACGGCUGUAUUGGAAAGGGAAUAAUCAUCAGAGUUGAUAUGUGUUUAUUUUUCACUGUGCCAUCUGUUGUCCCGCUCCUGAACAAGUUGAACUGAUCUCUGCUCUGCAGCGUGUGUCAGGUUGUCUUUAUUGAUUUUUAGAGUUCAUAAACAAACUGUUGGUUGACUGACAGCUUCGUCUUGUGUGUUUUAGGUUUGCUGGCAGGUUGCGUCAUUUGUUUAUCCGCAAGCUGUCAGUCCGUGCUGGAUAUUUUUGCUAUUUUUAUGUUUUAAACAGUUUUUUCGUAGGUAGAAAAAUCUUAAACACUUUUAUACCUCUUCUUUGGAGCUGAUUUACAACCCAGGACAAAUAUCAUGAGAUAAGGAACAACCCGCUUUGAUGCUCAUGAAUUUGGCAGCUUUGAACUAAGAAAGUUCAUCGUUAUGAUUUAAAAUAGGACGCUGAACGUGCAUUGGGAAGUCGCUGUGAUCAGGGAGAGCCAGCAGAAACAGAGACAGGGUCCCACAGAGUCUUGAGGUGAGGUGAGCUGCCCCCACACUACUUGCCAAUGCUGGAUCUGGAGGUGGUACCUGAGAGAUCACUAGGAAAUGAGCAAUGGGAAUUCGCCUUAGGGAUGCCAUUUUCCCAGGCCAUCUCUAUCCUCCAGAAACACUGCCGUGUAAUCAAAAAUGUCCAGGUGCUAUACAGCGAACAGACACCGCUCAGCCACGACCUCAUACUGAACCUGACUCAGGAUGGGAUUAAACUGCUGUUUGACGCCACAAAUCAGAGACUCAAGGUGAUUGAAGUGUACGACCUGAGCAAAGUCAAGUUGAAGUACUGUGGAGUCCAUUUCAACUCUCAGGCCAUCACCCCCACAAUAGAGCAAAUAGACCAGUCAUUUGGAGCGACUCACCCUGGAGUUUAUAAUGCUGCAGAGCAAUUGUUCCAUCUCAACUUUCGAGGACUUUCCUUCUCCUUUCAACUGGAUUCGUGGAAUGAAGCUCCAAAAUACGAGAUUCCACAUGGAGCCAUGGUCAAGAGGAUGCACAUCUACACUGGCAACAACCUCCAAGAAACAAAAGCUCCUGCGAUGCCGUUGGCUUGUUUUAUGGGCAACAUCUUUGCAGAGGGUGUCGACGUCCUGAGGGAUGGGGCGGGUCCUCUGGGGCUCAAGCUCCGCCUUCUCACAGCAGGUUCUGGACUCGGUGUGAUGGCUGAUGCUAAGGUCCGGUAUGUGGAGAGGAGCAUCUUCUUUGGAGACUCCUGUCAGGACGUUCUGGGCACUUUGGGCUCGCCGCAUAAAGUCUUCUACAAAUCUGAGGAUAAGAUGAAGAUCCAUUCUCCGUCUCCUCACAAGCAGGUUCCCUCUAAAUGUAACGACUACUUCUUCAACUACUUCACCCUCGGAGUGGACAUCCUGUUUGACUCGACGACCCACCUGGUUAAGAAGUUCGUCCUCCAUACGAACUUCCCUGGGCAUUACAACUUUAAUAUAUACCAUCGAUGUGACUUUAAGAUCCCGCUAGUCAUCAAAAAAGAAGGAGCAGACUCUCAGACGGAGGACUGCAUCUUAACCACCUACAGCAAGUGGGAUCAGAUUCAGGAGCUUCUGGGUCAUCCGAUGGAAAAACCCGUCGUCCUUCACAGGUCUUCAUCAGCCAACAACACAAACCCGUUCGGUUCCACUUUCUGCUUCGGACUGCAGAGGAUGAUUUUUGAGGUGAUGCAGAACAACCACAUAGCAUCAGUCACCCUGUAUGGAGCUCCCAGGACCACCAGUCAAGCCCGACCCGAGUCCAGCGCUAGUUCCCACUGAACCAGAACCACGCCCAUUCUGGCCGACCCAAACAACAGUUCUUUUGCUGACUGAAUUGGAACCGAAACCAGAUUUUUUUUUCCUUUUUUUUUUUUUACCUGAGCAGGCCUAACAGAUUCACUACAACCUGGCUCAGGUGCUUCAGAUUGAACAAGUCGACAUUGAAACCAGACCUGCUGCCUCCUGUUUGGUACCAGCAUCCGGUGUUCUGUUGGUACCAAACACGCCCCGUCCUGCAGGGAUGCUGCGAGAGCAGCUCGCAUGCUUCGAAAAGAAAGCUGUAAAAUCUGCAUCCUGUAAACCUCAGAGACCGUUCUGCUGCCUGUACAGUAAGAGAAGCUUCAUGCCAUCGUGACGUGACGCAUUCGGGUUCAUCAACGCUGCAGGAAAACAUAAAACUAAUAAAACUACAUCCGCCAACCACACUGCCAUCCCGGUCAGUCCCGCUCGUCUUCUUGCUUCAAGACCGCUCCAAACUGGGUCCAGUCAAACCCUUCCAGUCCUGCACCAUGAGCCCAAACAUACUUCAAGCUAAGCGUCCAUUUCUGUUUUAAAUCACAAGACCCAGCCUGACGCGAUCCAAACAUCUCCAUCUUCCCUCACCAAACACUUCCUGAGUCCGUUUGCAGCCGUUUCCCGUCACCAAUCAGAGCGAUCAUCUCAUUUCUACAGACUUCACUUCCCACCAUUUCAACCCCGACUGUCACUCGUUUCUGAUGAACGGCGGCCGGUCCAGAUGGUUAAAGCUCAACCUGCAAGACUCUGAACGAGAAGCGAUCUCCAAAGAGCACAACAGGAAGCGCCCUCGCUUCGUUUGGUUGAUUAAAGCUACAGCAUGUCACUUUUAUUAAAAACUUUUUUUUUUUACAUAUUUAUUAAAAUUAUCAUUAGGUUGUGACAGUACAAUAUAAGACAGAUAAUCUGUGAAAAACUUGACCUUCUCUGCCUUCUGUCACCUGAACACACAACUCCAUGAGAAACAACCAAUCAGAGGCAGGAGGAGGGUCUUACCGCUGCCAAUCACCUCACAUCCUCUGCUUGUUCUCUGCUAGCCUGCCACAAAUGCUUUAGGUAGUUAGCAUAGCCACAGAUAAUGGCAGAUAAAUGGAUUUCCUUGAAUGGUAAGUUGUUAACGCGUGUACACAACGUUGAUCAACAGCGCUAAGACCCUCCUCCUGACUCUGAUUGGUUGUAUUUUUAGAUGGCAAUAGUUGCAUUGGGAGGAGUUGGAGGAGCUUGAUCUUUUCACAGAUUAUCUGUCUCAUAUUAAACUGCUCCAACAUGGUGACAGUUUUAAUUAUUAUGUUUAAAAACCAACAUACUUUUGUAAAAGUUAAAUACUGCAGCUUUACCAACCUUCCUGCAUGUUCUGUCUGAGCGUCCAAAGCCCAUUUCUCCCUCACCAUGACAACCAUUUCCAUUAUGUAAUAAUAAUAAUUUAUUGUGAUUCCUUUUUUUGUUUUUAACAUUUGCACUAAUAGACACAUUUUUACUUGAUUGUGCCCCAUCCUUUGAGAUGGAUAUGUAUUGAAGAGUAGGAGGGAUGUGUGUGUGGGUGUGUGUGUUGGUGCAGAUGAGCGGCGGCGCGUCCGCCAUCGCGUUCUGUACGACAACGUUUCGUCUUUCUUCAGUGCUUUCUUCCGUUCUGCUUCUGAUCCAUCUGCUGUUAUCUCUGUUUAGUUGCCAAAUGCUAAAGCCAAAGACCUUUUAGGAAGUCUUCAUUUGAUCGGUGUGUUUUCUUGUCUUGCAGAGUCUCAAAUAUUCCUAACUCCAUCUUAAUUUGAAGACGUGGUACAGCUUUUAAUCCGUGUUUCAGUAAUAAUCCAACAUGAUCAGCCGACUCAGCUCAUCCGUUCUGGAUAAGACGCAUCGUGUUUACCGUCAGCUCGUAUCGUGGUCGACGUCCUCAGUGAACUGUGACGUAGAGAACAGCCGUCAUUUCUGUGGUUGUAAACCCGACUUUUGUUUUGGAAAUGGUGAACAGCAUCAGUCAUUUCUUUCUCCCAGAGUGUAAAUUUACCUUGUUUUUAAUUACAAACUAAUUAAUAAACUGUGCAUUCAUUUUAAUAGACAAAUUCUCUCAUUGUUCCUUGAUGCAAAUGUUUUUUUGUUUUGCCGCCUUUACAAAAUAUUCGGUGUAAGUACUGUGCCUUUAAAAGAAUAAUCUACUACCCUUGGAUUUUUCCACAUUUUGUCAAAGUUCAAGCACAAACUUUACUGUUCCUGUACACAAACUGCUAUUCUUUGUUUAAACAACGUCUGUGAAUAUAAGUUUUAAAAUCUUGCCACAGAUCUAUUAGAUUUAGACCUGAACUUUGACUGGUCCAUUCUAACACAUGAAUAUGCUUUGAUCCAAAGCAAGGAUCUCAAAAACAGCUGCGUUUCCAUUACAAAUGUGCACAAAACUUUGAUAGUCCGCUAAUGGAAAACUCUAUUACACAAUUGCGAUGUUUUCAUUAAAUAAGAAACUCAAUUAAAGUCACACGUGAUUAAGUUUGUACAGGCUAUAAGUAAUUAAAGACAGAUGAAGCCUCAUCAUCCUCCUACCACUUCCUGUCGUCCUCUUCGUCUUUUCCGCCUGUAGUAACAUCCGGUCGUUGAUCAGAUGACUCGUGUGCCGUUUCUAUGACAUGCACUAAUUUCGAUAGAGCCAAAAAAAACACCUCAUCGUAUUACGAAAACUUUGUAAUUGACGCGUUUCCAUUAAGCAAAUUUAUUUUCAUAAUUCUAAUUAAUAUAAACGUCGUACUGCACACCUGAAUCAAAUAGCUAAAUUAGCUUCACAGCAUCCAAUCAAAUUCUACAAAGUCCACAAAUUAGCUGAUCAUUUGAUUCAGGUGCGUUGAAGGAGAGGCCAAUCUGAAAUGUGCCGGAUUUUGACUCUCAAACUGUAGAUUAUAGAUUAUAUUAUAUAUUUUUUUGUUAGUGUUUAGUCAACUCCUUACUGCUGUUGAUUUUAUUUAAGGAAUUUACUGGAAAGGGAGAAUAUUUAAAAUGCAUUUCAUUUGGAAAAAUGUUGAUAAUCAUGCAUCUAUUUUUCCCACUUAUUUUAUCACAUCAUAUUCAGCCAAAUAAAAUGAUAGAAGUUUGAUUUUUGUACUGAGACAAAAUGUGGAACAGAUCAAGUGGUAUUUAUUAGACGCUGUAGGCAGAGCCAUUACACAAACAAAACGUAUUCUAGAAUUGUUUUUAUUUGUGAUUUUUUCCUUUGAAGGAUCCCAAACUAGCUUGUUUCUUUUUUUUUCACACUUUUAUAAUGUGAGAGCCAUUAAAUGCAUGUUUUUCUUUUCAGGCAGCAGUGAAUUUCCAAAUAGGCUGUUUAAAGUAGCAAGAAAUGUUUUCAGUGCAGAGAAACUCAUUUUAGUGUUUAGAUUUCUAACCAAUAAAUGCUUUUUAGUGUUUCUCAAAAGAAAAGUUGUUGUGGAGUCCAUGCGAAGCUGUAUAGACGCUGUAAAUAGCUCUUCAUGGCAUUCUUUGUUAUGACUUGGUUUCUUCUCUUCUAUGUUGUGAAGAAAGUUGAUCAGAAAAGAGUUUCUGCUCUCGGCUGAUUCAGUCAGCCGGUCAGCGUUGGUAUUUCUAGUGGACGAUGGAGGGCUGCCAGUAAACGGAAGUCUCUGUGAAGCACAUAAACUCUUCAUUUACACGUCAUUCUCUGCUGGACAAAGUUUGAUAUUUGUCUGAUUUCACUGCAUGGUGCAGCCCCCCUCUGGAUGACGGGGUGAGCCUGGAUGUUCAGGUUCUCACUUUCUUCAGCUUUGACAAACCUUUUGGGUUUUGAAGACCCACUUCCAACAUAUCUCUUUGGGGUUCUGUUAGGUUUCCCAAUAUUUAAAGUUGAACUGAUCUCUGCUUUGGUAUGUUUUCUGGUGAAAACUGUCCUACAAGUCAAACAUUUUCCCAAAACUCGCUUUGGUGGAAGAAAAUGUAUUUUAAAAAAA
This is a messenger RNA of Xiphophorus hellerii (green swordtail), 6238 nucleotides long. It is a transcript of the gene phaf1, whose product is annotated as phagosome assembly factor 1. Gene Ontology annotation, biological process: Golgi to plasma membrane protein transport. The record is from RefSeq and is a predicted model, not a curated record. Gene Ontology annotation, cellular component: trans-Golgi network; dendrite; synaptic vesicle membrane. The coding region runs from base 1050 to 2300 and encodes 416 amino acids. The transcript is spliced from 16 exons. NCBI's taxonomy places the organism in Eukaryota, Metazoa, Chordata, Actinopteri, Cyprinodontiformes, Poeciliidae.